AUGACACAUUUUUCUCGUCCUAGGUAUUCAGUUCAGCCCGAGACGGCCACAAGCACCAGUGCAACACCUCGUGUGGCGUCACCUGAAGCUGUGACGGCUGUCCAGGAAGCCACACCGAAUCCCUUCUUGACGCCAUAUGCCUCUCAUGACCCAUCUCGGACGACGUCUUCGGUCGCCCUCGCCCAGAGUACAACCAGUCAUAGAUACUUCCAUUCUCGAAGAGUCAAGAAAGGAGAGGUUGAACGACCAUGGACGGACAUCAAAGACCCCAAGGAAAAGUGGGUGACCAUCAUACCAUUGAUUGGCCUAUUCGUGGGAGUGGUAAUUGCAGGUUUCUUAGUCUGGGAUGGUCUUAGGACUGUUGUCAACCACAAGUAUUGCCCCGUGUACUUGAGCGACUUCCCUAACAAAGGGCUCGAGUUGGAUAUCUGGACGAAGGAAGCUGAGGUCGGUGGUUUCGGCAACGGCCAGUUCGAGGAGACCACCGUCACUGAAGAGAAUGUCUUCAUUCAGGAUGGGAUGCUUCACAUCAAGCCAACCCUGCAAGACGCAGUAAUCGUGGAGGAAAACAGCCGAAUUGAUCUCCUUGCUCAAGGAAUUUGUACAUCGAUAGUGUGGACGAACUGCGUGACAGGCACAAAUACCAGCACCACCAACUUAACAACGGCCAACCCUGUCAAGUCUGGUAGAAUAAACACCAAGAAGAGCAGGUCGAUCAAAUACGGUCGUAUUGAGGUGGAAGCCAAGCUACCUGCAGGUGACUGGCUAUGGCCUGCGAUAUGGCUUCUCCCUGUCGACAGCCAAUACGGUGAAUGGCCACGGUCUGGUGAAAUUGACAUUGUCGAAUCCAGAGGAAACAAUUGGACAUUUCCACAAGGUGGCAACAAUAUCGUAUCGAGCUCGCUGCACUGGGGCCCGGAUUCUGCAAACGAUGCUUGGUGGAAGACUAACGUGAAGAGGAAGGCUUUGCAUACCACAUACGCAAAAAAGUUCCAUACUUUUGGUCUUGAAUGGUCGGAGAAAUACAUCUUCACGUACAUCGAUACUCGACUGCUUCAAGUGCUGUACACGAAUUUCGACAAAGAUCUUUGGAGUCGCGGCCAUUUCCCCGACUCUGACAGCAAUGGCACUAAAAUUGUCAAUCCUUGGGGCCAGACUGCUAGGAAGUCAACCCCAUUCGAUCAAGACUUCUACCUCAUCUUGAAUGUCGCAGUCGGGAGCACCAAUGGCUGGUUUGAGGAUAGCAAAAAUGGGAAACCUUGGGUGGAUGGGGGCAAAAAUGCGAGGCGCGACUUUUGGAAUGCCAAAGAUGCAUGGUAUCCAACGUGGAAAGAAAGCGGCGAGAUGGUAGUGAAGAGUGUAAAGAUGUGGCAACAACAGGGAUACAACGGAUGCAGUUGA
Molecule: messenger RNA, 1401 nt
Organism: Exophiala spinifera
Lineage: Eukaryota; Fungi; Ascomycota; Eurotiomycetes; Chaetothyriales; Herpotrichiellaceae
Exons: 1
Coding region: 1-1401 (466 amino acids)
Biological process (GO): carbohydrate metabolic process
Molecular function (GO): hydrolase activity, hydrolyzing O-glycosyl compounds
Source: RefSeq, a predicted model, not a curated record